AGAACGUUAAGGAGGGAAGUCAGUGCCCGAUGUUUCAAUUCCACAACUUAAAGAAGAAGAUUCUUGAUCCUUCUUGUAUUGAUAAUGAAACUCUCCAUCCACCUCAAUAAUUAAAUAAAUAUACAUAGUACACACUAAUUUAUUUUCAGUCAUUUUUUUUAAUUUAUUUAUUUAAUACACCUUGGAAACUUUUAGCCUCCUAUAAAUAUGAGCUUGUGGCUACAAUUUCAGUCCACUAUACCCACACUUUCAUCAAUUCAGUUAAGCAAAAAAUAGCAACAAAUACACACACUCCCUUUGUCUCCAUACACAUAAUUCUCUCUCUCCUUAGUACCAAACGGUACACUCUUUCUUUCUAGUUCUACAGUCUUUUUCUUUCAGUCCUUCGAUCCUUUUUCCAAAUCUUAACACAAAAAUCAGCUUGUUUUGAUCAAAGGGAGCACAGGAAAAAUGGGAGUUUCAGGCACUUUGGAGUAUUUGUCCGACUUGAUCGCCAGCAAGACGGCCAAGAAAAAGAAAACCACGACCACAGUUGCUCUUAAGAUCAGGAUGGAUUGUGAAGGAUGUGCACGUAAAGUUAAAAAGACCCUCGAAGGUGUCAAAGGUGCGAAAUCGGUGGAUGUGGAUUUGAAGCAGCAAAAGGCAACUGUGACGGGAUUUGUGGAUGCAAAGAAAGUUUUGAAGGCAGCUCAAUCAACUAAGAAGAAGGUUGAGCUGUGGCCUUAUGUGCCAUACACCAUGAUUGCACAUCCAUAUGCUGCAGGGGUUUAUGACAAAAAAGCACCACCAAAUUUUGUGAGGAAAACUGCCGAGCCUGGUGUUGCUACAUUAAAUCCUGUUGAAGAACAGUAUACUUUGAUGUUUAGUGAUGAGAAUCCGAAUGCAUGUUCUAUCAUGUAACACGUAUGUACAUAUCUAUAAUUAAUUAUGUCUCUUUCCUUUUCAUUUUCUUGCUCCUCUAGCAUUAUUAAAUUUCGUAGUAUACCGCUCCCUCUAACCAUAAAUGUAGUCCAAGUUGUUGAAUCAAUUUCAACAAUUUGUUCUAUUCUUUUAUUAUUUUCUGGAUACAUGAAUCAUGAGA
Molecule: messenger RNA, 1081 nt
Organism: Oldenlandia corymbosa var. corymbosa
Lineage: Eukaryota; Viridiplantae; Streptophyta; Magnoliopsida; Gentianales; Rubiaceae
Source: the annotation of a GenBank genome assembly